AUGGGUAGCAUCAGAAAGUGGGAAGAAAUUGUCUCCGAGAAAAGGUCUCUCCGGGACAGAUCUCUGAAGCCAUAUACGGUUUCGAAUCUGGACCAACGACAACCCCGGGUCGAUAACGUCCAGAUUCGCUCCCGUCUGGACAAUCCUGUUGCGCAGAACAUUACCGACAUUGAUAGUAUCCCUAUUCUUCUCGAACACUUGAGAACGGGAAAAUACACCGCAGAACAGGUGACACAUGCCUAUAUUCAAAGAUCUGUGGUAGCUCAUCAGUUAACCAAUGCCCUUACAGACACAGUCUUCGAUGAGGCACUGAGCCAAGCGCGUGCGCUCGACGGUCACCUCCAAAAAACUGGUGAGCUUCGGGGGCCCCUCCAUGGGAUCCCAGUGAGUGUCAAAGAGCAAUUCAAUCUGAAAGGCGUGGAUACCACCUUGGGGUAUGUUGGUCGAGCAUUUGCACCUGCUACGGAAGAUGCUGCUAUAGUGCAGAUCCUAAAGGAGCUGGGCGCUGUUGUGUUCGUCAAAACAAACUUGCCUCAGACUCUCAUGUGGGCUGAAACGGACAAUCACCUCUGGGGCCGAACAGUCAACCCACGCAAUCCCAACCUCAUUGCGGGUGGCUCUUCGGGUGGUGAGGGCGCCCUAUUGGCUUUACAUGGCUCCAUUCUGGGACUGGGCACGGAUAUUGGAGGGAGUAUCAGGAUUCCUGGAAGCAUGAACGGGCUGUAUGCAUUUAAACCCACUAGUAGCAGAUACCCGGCAACAGGAGUUCCUGGGCCUACGGAAGGUCAGGAACAUGUCCAUUUCUCUUCCGGUCCCUUGACUCGUGACAUGAAGUCUUUAUGUUAUGUGAGCCGGCUAGUCGCAGACUCCGAGCCUUGGGAGUUGGACCCUAAAUGUGCCCCUCUUCGUUGGAAUGAGGCCGCCUUUCAGGAGAUGCAAGCACGGCCCCUGGCUAUCGGACUGAUCCUAGAUGAUGGGGUUGUCAAGGUCCAUCCUCCUAUCGAAAGAGCGAUCCGAGAACUAGCCUCCAAGCUCCAGGAUCAGGGCCAUGAAGUGACCAUCUGGGAUACGUGCGACCAUCAUGAUUGCGUCAAGCUUAUGGAUCAGUUUUAUAUUGCUGACGGGUUCGAGGAUGUCCAACGCGAUAUCGAUGCUUCUGGAGAACCAAUGAUCCCUCACGUCCAAGGGCUGGCGGACCGAGCCAAGGGAAAAGCCUUAUCACUGUACCAAUACUGGCAAAUGAACAAGCGGAAGGUUGCAUUGCGCCAGAAAUUCCUCAGUCGCUGGAACGCAACUCGGACUUCCUCUGGAAAACCAGUCGACGUGCUGUUGGGACCAACUAUGGCUCAUACUGCCGUUCGACAUGGCAAGCUGCGAUGGGUGGGCUAUACAAAAGUGUGGAACUUACUCGAUUACCCGGCCGUUACGUUCCCUGUGGAUACAGUUAAGAAGGAGAUUGACGUACAGCCGAACGGAUAUCAACCGCGCAAUGACUUAGAUGCGUGGAACUGGGGACUUUAUGAUCCCAACACUAUGCAUGGUCAUCCCAUCAAUUUGCAGGUCAUUGGAAAGACACUCCAGGAUGAGAAGGUUUUGGGGGCCGCCACUGUCAUCGAAAAGAUUUCCCGCGGAGAGAAGUAA
Penicillium manginii is the source of this 1641-nucleotide messenger RNA. RefSeq lists its product as uncharacterized. The record is from RefSeq and is a predicted model, not a curated record. The transcript is spliced from 5 exons. NCBI's taxonomy places the organism in Eukaryota, Fungi, Ascomycota, Eurotiomycetes, Eurotiales, Aspergillaceae. Bases 1 to 1641 code for a protein of 546 amino acids.